GACCAUCAGUAAUGUUUUAAUCGUAAUCGGAAUAGGAUCAAAAAAUAAUUAUCUAAACCUUUACCUUGACAAAAAAAUAACGAAAAUGGUCAGCCUCGAUGGUAUGAUGACCAUCAUGCGGAUGGCCUUGACCGCCGCCCCCAGUUUAACAAUAUUGGUCUUACUUCGGGAAAGUAUCAUCCAACAUCGUCCGGAUAUUCUUGAUGUCGAUAAUCGAGUUCGACCAAUUGAUAUUGACGAAAUGCGCAGCGAGUAUGAUUUUGUUAUAAUCGGUGGCGGUUCGGCGGGUUGUGCGUUGGCAUCGAGAUUAUCAGAAAAUCCCGCGUUCAGUGUUCUGCUAAUGGAAGCGGGACCAGAUGAACCACUUUUAACCGAUUUGCCGCAAUUAUUUCCACUUUUUCAGCGUGGUCCCUUCGAUUGGGCGUACACAACAGAACCUUCAGAUGAGUAUUGUCUGGGUAUGAUAAAUCAACGUUGUCGUUGGCCAAGAGGCAGGGUUCUGGGCGGAUCGAGUGUACUCAAUGCAAUGAUGUACAUUCGAGGAAACCGCAAGGAUUACGACCAGUGGGCUAGUUUGGGCAAUCCCGGAUGGAAUUACGAUAAUAUUUUGCAUUAUUUCAAAAAAAUGGAAGACGUCCGAGAUCCAAAAUUGAGAGGAAGCCCGUAUCAUGGUGUCGGAGGACCCAUAUCCGUGGAGCAUUAUCGAUUCCGAUCACCAUUGGCUGAUGUCUUUAUGCAUGCUUUGGGGGAGAUGAACAUGAUAAAUCCGUAUGGGGAUUUUAAUGGCAAGAGUCAGCUAGGUUUCACCUAUCCCCAUGGAACUUUGCGAAAUGGAUUACGAUGCAGUGCAAAUAAGGGCUACAUUCGACCUGUUUGGCAUCGAAGUAAUCUUCAUGUUCUAAUGAAUGCCUUCGUCCAUAAAAUAAAUAUCAAUCCUGAGACGAAGGUGGCUGAAAGUGUGACAUUCGAAUUUGAUGAUGAUGGCAAAAUGAGAUUUGUCAAAGCUCGAAAAGAGGUUAUCUUGUCGGCUGGAGCUAUCGCCAGUCCGCAGAUGUUGAUGCUGUCUGGAAUUGGACCUGCUGAGCAGUUGGAAGAAUUUGAUAUUGAUGUGAUUUAUGAUUCUCAAGGAGUUGGUUCAAAUCUGCAGGAUCAUGUUGCUGCUUCAGGUGUUUCGUAUACAAUAGACAAUAAAGUCACCGGGCACAAGCUUUCUCAACUCAUUCCACAGCUAAUGACUACACGAAACGUUCAGACAUUUGUGGAUAAGAAAGAUGGUUAUUUCUAUGCAUCGCCAAUUUGUGAGAUAAUGGGCUAUAUGAAUACGAAAUAUCAGGAUCCUAAAGAGGAUUGGCCAGAUAUUCAGAUGUUUUUGGGAUCAUAUGGAUACACUUCGGAUGGAGGUAUGAUUGGACGACUGGGUUCUGGAAUAAGUUUUGAGAAUUUUGCUGAUGUUUUUGAGCCAAUUUUGUACGAAGAUUCGUACAUGAUUAUGCCCCUGCUUAUGAGACCAAAAAGUAGAGGACGUCUAUUUCUGCAGUCAAACAAAGCUCGAAUUCAUCCAAAGAUUUUUGCCAAUUACUUUCAACAUCCUGAGGAUUUGGCUAGAAUUGUAGAGGCUUCAAAAUUUAUGCACAGUAUAUCGCAUACGAGGAUAAUGAAACAUUUAAAUGCGACUUUGAAUUUAUACUCGUGGCGUAACUGUCCAGAUGAAGAAUAUCUUAGCGAUGGAUUUUGGGCGUGUAUGGCUAGAUUUUAUUCACAAACAAUUUAUCAUCCAGUGGGAACAUGUAAGAUGGGUCCUAGAAAUGAUCCCUAUGCUGUGGUUGAUCCGAGACUAAGGGUUUAUGGAGUGAAAGGCUUGAGGGUUGUGGAUGCAAGUAUAAUGCCAAGAAUACCAUCGGGUAAUACAAAUGCACCAACUAUGAUGAUUGCUGAGAAAGCUGCUGACAUGAUAAAAGAAGAACAUGCGCAUUAUGGUAAUGGGUAUUAUUAGAGGAUCGAAUUUUUAUAUAAAAAACACUUCAGUGAUCUUAAAAAAAUAUUUUAGUUAUUAAAAAUUAAA
Episyrphus balteatus (marmalade hoverfly) is the source of this 2062-nucleotide messenger RNA. Its product is annotated as glucose dehydrogenase [FAD, quinone]. Lineage: Eukaryota; Metazoa; Arthropoda; Insecta; Diptera; Syrphidae. Bases 86 to 1993 code for a protein of 635 amino acids. The transcript is spliced from 2 exons. The record is from RefSeq and is a predicted model, not a curated record. Gene Ontology annotation, molecular function: flavin adenine dinucleotide binding; oxidoreductase activity, acting on CH-OH group of donors.